GACAAUAACAUUAUAAUGCGGAUAUUAGUGAAAAAAAUUCGACAAUUGUGUGCAAUUUCUCUAUUUCUCUUCUUGGUGCAAUUAGCAAUCAAAGUUUUUAACGCGAACAAUGUAUCCUUUAAUUUUGAGACCAUGAAACCGUACUAUUUUCUGGCCAAGAACUUAAAAUCAAACAAAAAUGAAAGUUUGAGGAUAUCCGGGAGUUUCAAAAAACAAAACAAAUUCAGCACCAUUGUAAAAGCCGAUAAUGUAUCUUCAGAAGUCAGUGAGAAAACAAAGGAUAAUACGGACUGGAAAACGCGGCAGAGAGCCAUGAUGAUACGCCACUGGGAGGGUUUCGGUCCAAGUGCUCCGAGAAAUAAGACGCGUGUUUCCUUUUCGCCACUUUAUAAGAUAUCAGAGAGGAUAACUAGUCCUCAAAAACAGUUCAGCUUUUUCAAUAAACGGAGACAAGACCAAGAGCAUGUCAACUGUAAGCUUCUUUUUGACGCCGAUGUAAAAGAAGUGGUAAGAGCAAAUCGCUUAAGUAAGUUGCAUCCACAGUCCUUUCAAAGAAACGGCUUUAUUAAUCAGACAAGAGAUUGCGCCGCUUUUGUAAGUUCCCGGAGAUACAUAAUGGAUCCAUUGACUAAAGAAGAAAGGGACUUCCCAAUUGCAUACAGCAUCGCGACUUACAAAAAUCCAAAACAGUUUGAAAUCCUUCUUAGAGCGAUCUACCGACCGCAGAAUGUGUAUUGUAUUCAUGUGGACAAGAAAACGAAUUAUACAGUGUACAAAGAGUUUGCAAGCAUUGUCCGUUGCUUUCCAAACGUAUUCCUAGCUUCGAAGAGAAUAGAGGUUUACUGGGGCUCAAUGAGUGUUUUGACGCAAGAUUUGAUUUGUAUGCAGGACCUACUAAAGUUCAAAAAGUGGAAGUACUUUAUCAAUUUAACAGGUCAGGAAUUUCCUCUGCGAACCAAUUACGAGCUUGUAAAGAUUUUAAAAAUUUAUAAUGGUGCAAAUGAUUUAGAAGGGCUUAUAAAGCGGUAAGAUUUUUUUCUUUUUAUUUGAAAAGAUAUAUUAUCAA
Messenger RNA from Magallana angulata, 1066 nucleotides. Its product is annotated as beta-1,3-galactosyl-O-glycosyl-glycoprotein beta-1,6-N-acetylglucosaminyltransferase 3-like. Bases 16 to 1029 code for a protein of 337 amino acids. The record is from RefSeq and is a predicted model, not a curated record. NCBI's taxonomy places the organism in Eukaryota, Metazoa, Mollusca, Bivalvia, Ostreida, Ostreidae. Gene Ontology annotation, cellular component: membrane. The transcript has a single exon. Gene Ontology annotation, molecular function: acetylglucosaminyltransferase activity.